Molecule: messenger RNA, 1290 nt
Organism: Aspergillus tanneri
Lineage: Eukaryota; Fungi; Ascomycota; Eurotiomycetes; Eurotiales; Aspergillaceae
Exons: 2
Coding region: 1-1290 (429 amino acids)
Biological process (GO): calcium ion transmembrane transport; intracellular calcium ion homeostasis
Cellular component (GO): fungal-type vacuole membrane
Molecular function (GO): calcium:proton antiporter activity
Source: RefSeq, a predicted model, not a curated record
AUGACGGGUCUUUCAGGAUACAACUCUACCGAGCCCUCUGAGACAGAGGCCUUGAUUGGUGACUCCAGGGGAGUCAAUUCAGGGCGUCACAUACGGCACAAACAGCACUUCUACUGGACUCAAUGGCCUUCGCAUGCGGCUCACUUGACAUAUAUGACUCUUGCCCGAGACUAUGUCAAUCUACUCCUCGUCUUCGUCCCGCUGGGUAUCAUUGCCGGUGCCCUCCAUUGGGACAGCACAGUGAUCUUUGUCUUUAACUUCCUGGCGAUUAUCCCAUUGGCAUCUUUAUUGAGCUUCGCGACCGAGGAGUUGGCAGCUAGUAUGGGCCAGGCUCUAGGCGGAUUGAUGAAUGCCACCUUCGGCAAUGCCGUAGAAUUGAUUGUUAGUAUCAUUGCUCUAAAGGAUGGCCAGAUCCGAGUGGUUCAAGCUAGUAUGCUUGGCAGUAUCUUGUCCAAUAUUCUUCUGGUGCUUGGGUGCUGCUUCUUUGUUGGUGGGCUUCGAUACUCUGAGCAGACAUUCAACACCACGGUAGCCUCAACGAUGUCUUCUCUCAUGACAGUUGCGUCUGCUUCCCUUAUCAUCCCUGCAACCCUCUACGCCUCCCUCACCACCUCGAAAGAAACGCAAAAGAAUAUCCUGAUUCUCUCCCAUGGGACGGCCAUUAUUCUUUUGAUUCUUUAUGUGAUGUACCUUUACUUUCAACUCAAGUCGCAUGCGGAAUUUUUCGAGGAGACCAACGGCGAGAGCGGCUCUGAUGUGGAGAACCAACAUGAGCACGAUGCUGAAGAAGAGCAUAUUCUUAAUCCAUGGGCUGCCACUGUUGCCCUGAUUAUUGUCACGGUCCUUGUCGCCAUCUGUGCUGACUAUCUCGUUGGCAGGAUCGAUAGUAUUGUGGAGAAGACCGGUAUGAGUCGAACUUUUAUUGGUCUUAUUCUGAUUCCCAUUGUUGGAAAUGCCGCGGAACAUGUCACGGCCGUUGUGGUCGCCUGGAAGGGCAAGAUGGAUCUUGCCAUCGGGGUUGCCAUCGGAAGCAGCCUGCAGAUCGCGCUGUUUGUGACUCCGUUCCUCGUCAUUCUGGGCUGGAUCAUGAAUGUGGAAAUGACCCUUAACUUCCAUAUUUUCGAGACAGUUGCUUUCUUUAUUUCUGGCCUAGUGGUGACGUUCCUCAUCCAGGAUGGAAAGUCCAACUACCUUGAAGGUGGACUUUGUUUGGGGAUGUAUGUCAUAUUGGCCCUGGCAUUUUAUGUUUACCCGGAUAAUGUGAAUAAGGACGCUCUUUUCCAUCCAUGA